CGUUCUUCUCCGACCACCCGCCUCGCCGGCCGCCACCUUCCCAGUUACCGCCCCGCAGGCCGCCACCCACCGCUUCCGCCUUCCCAUUUACCACCCCGCCGCCGCAGCAAGACCGCCACAUACCUCUCCGGCCAAUACAUGCUUCAGAGAUGCCACUUACUCCGACCUGUUUCCUCCCCCCUCCUCCGCCGCCGCCCCAUCCACUCCUCCGCUCCGCCCCAAGCCAACGGCGAGGUCGGCGCCGCGACCGACACCACUCUGCUGGGCCGUCUCACUCGCCUCCUCCUCCUCCACCGCUUCCCCGCCGUCUCCCGCCUCCUCUCCUCCUCCCCGCUCACACACGCACUCCUCCACGCGGCCCUCCGCCGCGUCCGCCUCGACCCGGACGCCGCCCUCCACCUCUUCCGCCUUGCUCCGUACCGCCCCUCCCUCCUCGCUCACGCCCAGCUACUCCACAUCCUCGCCCACGCCCGCCGCCUGCCCGCCGCGCGCGCCCUCGUCGCCUCGCUCCUCUCCGCCCGCUCCAGCUCGGCAGCCCCGUCCCUCUUCCCCCACCUCACCGAGGUGUACAAAGACUUCUCUUUCUCAGCCGCCUCCUUCGACCUGCUCCUCCGAGCCCACGCAGACGCUGGCCAGCUCACCGACGCCCUCCACGUGUUCGAUGAAAUGGGGAGGUUUGGGUGCCGUCGCACCCUGCGAUCCUGCAACCGCCUGCUCAACCAGCUUGUACAGGCUGGGGAUGUGGGCACUGCGGUGGCUGUGUUUGAGCAGAUGCGGUGUGAUGGCACACUGCCGGACGAGUUCACGGUGGCCAUCAUGGCAAAGGCGUACUGCAGGGAUGGGAGGGUGACACAGGCAGUGGAUUUCGUGCAGGACAUGGAGAGGAUGGGUGUGGAGGUGAACCUGGUGGCAUAUCAUGCGCUGAUGGAUGGGUAUUGCGGAGUAGGACAGAUUGAGGCUGCGAGAAGGGUUUUGCUGUCACUGGAGUCUAAGGGCCUGUCACCGAAUGUGGUUACAUAUACCUUACUUGUAAAGGGUUACUGUAAGGAGGGGAGGGUGGAGGAGGCUGAGAGGGUGGUUAGGGAUAUGAAAGAAAAUGAGAAGAUCGUGGUUGACGAGGUAGCCUAUGGUGCAGUGAUCAAUGGCUAUUGCCAAAGGGGAAGAAUGGAAGAUGCCAACAGGGUAAGAGCCGAGAUGAUUGAUGUCGGACUGCAGGUUAAUUUGUUUGUGUACAACACACUGAUCAAUGGAUAUUGCAAGUUGGGGAGGAUGGUUGAAGUAGAGAAACUUUUACAGGAAAUGGAGGAUAGAGGGGUGAGUCUGGAUAAAUACAGUUACAAUACUCUAGUAGAUGGGUAUUGCAGACAGGGUUCCAUGAAAAAGGCAUUUGAAACCUGUGAUAUGAUGGUAAGGAAUGGGUUCGCAGGGACAACACUUACUUAUAAUAUGCUGUUGAAUGGUUUUUGUUCGUGUGGUGCUAUUGAUGAUGCACUUAAAUUGUGGUUCUUGAUGUUGAAGAGGGGAGUAGUGCCUAAUGAAAUUAGCUGUAGCACACUGCUGGAUGGUUUCUUCAAGGCAGGUAAAACCGAGAAGGCCUUGAACCUUUGGAAGGAAACCUUAGCAAGGGGUUUGGGAAGAAACGUGGUUACAAUUAACACAGUUAUCAAUGGGCUGUGUAAGAUUAGGAGGAUGGUUGAAGCAGAGGAGCUAUUUGGUAGGAUGACGGAAUGGAGAUGUCCUGCUGACAGCUUGACUUACAGAACACUAAUUGAUGGUUACUGUAAAAUAGGUGACCUGGAUAGAGCUACUCAAAUUCGGGUUGACAUGGAACAUUUAGGCUUUGCUCCUUCAGUUGAAAUGUUCAAUUCUUUCAUAACCGGAUUCUUUGUAGCUAAGCAAAGUGGCAAGGUCAAUGAUAUCGUUGUUGAAAUGACUGCAAAGGGACUUUCUCCUAAUACAGUCACUUAUGGAGCCCUGAUAGCUGGAUGGUGUAAAGAGGGCAAUCUGCAUGAUGCCUAUAAUUUAUAUUUUGAAAUGGUCGAGAAAGGUCUGGCUCCAAAUCUCUUCAUCUGCAGUGCUUUAGUGAGCUGUUUCUAUAGACAGGGAAAGGUUGAUGAGGCAAAUUUGGUGUUGCAAGAACUUGUGGGUACUGACAUGAUUCCAGACUGCAGUGCAAACACGCUUGAUAUUGGUAAAGUAGCACAUGUCAUUGAAUCUGUUGCUGGUGGAAAUCAUCAGUCUGCAAAAAUUAUGUGGAACAUUGUUAUUUUUGGGCUGUGCAAAUUGGGUAGAGUAUCAGAUGCUAGAAAUUUGUUUGAGGAUCUGAAAGUAAAGGGAUUCGUUCCUGAUAACUACACUUAUUCUAGCCUCAUUCAUGGUUGCUCUGCCUCAGGUUUUGUCAAUGUAGCUUUUGGCCUGAGGGAUGCGAUGUUGGGCGUCGGUCUUACUCCAAAUAUUGUAACAUACAAUUCUCUCAUCUAUGGCCUCUGCCAGUCUGGGAAUGUUCAAAGGGCAGUUAGUCUUUUCAGUAAGUUGCAAUCAAAGGGUAUGUCCCCUAAUGCUAUCACCUAUAAUACCCUGAUUGAUGGACAUUGCAAGGAUGGUAAUAUAACUGAAGCCUUCAAGUUAAAACAAAAGAUGAUCGAGCAAGGUAUUCGGCCUAAUGUAUUCACCUAUUCUAUACUGAUCCAUGGUCUCUGUACUCAAGGGUAUAUGGAAGAAGCAAUCAAGCUUCUGGAUCAAAUGAUUGAGAAUAAUGUGGAUCCAAAUUAUGUUACAUAUUGGACACUGAUUCAAGGUUAUGUUCGGUGUGGUAAUAUGAAAGAGAUCUCCAAGCUUUACAAUGAGAUGCAUAUCCGUGGACUUCUGCCUGCCAAUGGUACUGGACAUGUAAAACAUGCAGAUCCUGUUGUAAUUUGUAAACAGCCAGAAUGUAAAUAUGGACAGUGCUAACUUUUUGUUUGUGUAUAUAUACUUUUCAUUACUUGGAAGAUGUUGGUCAGUUAUGGCUUGCAUGAGAAAGCAAAUCACAAGGCUCCACCUCAACUUUUCAAUGAAUCGAUAAGUCACUGUCUCGAGAGGUUUUAAAGGUGGUGGAUAUCAUGCAAACUUCUCCAGUCAAGAAGAGGAUGAAGGCACACUUUUUUGUAUCAUCAUUCAGAGCUUCAAAGUGGCACUCUUGGGUGAUAGUCUUUCAUAUAGAUGAAAGGUAGAAUAUAAAUUAUUUUGUUGGGUUUAAGUGUUCUUUUCACGUUCACAAGUGUAUUUGGAUGUGCCUUUGAGUUGUUGUCUAUUUAAUCAACAAACCAGGUGUUAUUGUUGUUUGUAUCUGCACCGUAGGAUUGCUAGGAAUAUGAGGAUCCAAAACUCGUUAGAUAGUAUUAAUGAUUUUGUUAGUUCUACCAGUCGAUGCUGAGUUGCUGACCUUCAAAUAUGUUAUUCAUGGCUUGUCUACUUAUGCUAUUGUUAGAAAAAAUGGAUAACCUGGGGCAUGUUUUAUUUUAUCUCUCUAACAACAAUUGCUUUGGUGAAGAAAUUUUCAAUGCAUAUAGGUAACAUGCCAUGUACGGUGUACCCUUCUUGCUCUUUAUCUGGCUUUUCAAGGUGCCAAAUAUCACAUUUGUGGCACAUGUUUUCUGUCUUUUGUAGGUGCAAAUAGUUCAAUAGAUAAAUCAUGGUCAAGAAGUGUAUGUCUUAGAUUAUAGAGCCUCCAUUAUAUGCUGCACAUAAUCCUGAUUUAUGGUCAAGUGCACUAAAAUUAAAUGAACAUCAUGCAAUGCUCUUCAUUCCGCUCACCAUAGCAUGAGCAUAACAUGUAGAACUAUGCCUUAAGAACAAUACUACAUAAGCAAUCAUAAUGCAGGAAUAAAAUAUAUUCUCCAUCACAUUUGUUCACCAUGGUUAGGUGGUCAUAUAUAGCCAAGAAUCAAGCAAUGGUCCCAGCACAAUACAAACAAAGAAUUUGAUAUUAUUUACAAAUAACGAAAUGCUAUCAAAAACUCAAACCUCCACCCUCUACAAUUUUAUAAUGCACUAAUGCAGCACAUCCAUGCAUGUGAGCAAGACCUUUUCGAAUAGCCUCCUGGUAAAUUCUUGAGCAGAUAUGCACUUCGCUUAAACUUACAACUUUCCUCGUGCUUUGUCAUCAUUAACCUUAAUACCAUUUUUUCUCACAAGUGCUCAGACGAGAUAACAGGGAAGAGGUUCAUUUGUUUUGGUACCACACAAAAACUCCGCCUUUUGAGAUCAAUUCUAAUUAAAAAAAUCUCAAAGAAUUUCAAUGCAGCUAACAUUGAUCUCAUUGGCUUCCCUUGUACCUCAGACAGUUAACAGAGCUUCCUGGCGUCAUCGGAGGUGGCCUCAUCGAAGAUGACAGUCAGUUUCUUGCAGAUAAGGUGCUUUUCCUUUGUAAGGAUGUCGGCCUGCAUCGCCGCUGGCUUGCUGGCGAUGUGCGUGCUCUGGUGGACGGAGCCUAGGGAGACACGAAUCUUAUGUC
Messenger RNA from Triticum aestivum (bread wheat), 4495 nucleotides. Its product is annotated as putative pentatricopeptide repeat-containing protein At1g19290. The transcript is spliced from 2 exons. Lineage: Eukaryota; Viridiplantae; Streptophyta; Magnoliopsida; Poales; Poaceae. Gene Ontology annotation, molecular function: protein binding. The record is from RefSeq and is a predicted model, not a curated record. The coding region runs from base 139 to 2952 and encodes 937 amino acids.